Molecule: messenger RNA, 1692 nt
Organism: Aspergillus luchuensis
Lineage: Eukaryota; Fungi; Ascomycota; Eurotiomycetes; Eurotiales; Aspergillaceae
Product: MFS transporter
Exons: 1
Coding region: 1-1692 (563 amino acids)
Biological process (GO): transmembrane transport
Molecular function (GO): transmembrane transporter activity
Source: RefSeq, a predicted model, not a curated record
AUGCAGUCCCUUCUUCAGUAUCGACGUCUGCGCAGACAUCUACACGAAAGCAUCAAGAUCCAUGGCCCUGCUGCCGCUGGAGAUCCUGGUUCACAACCGUCUGGAGACAUCCUUGAAGACUUCCAAGAUGCUCAGUUCGACAGGCAAGUUAUAACUACUGCUUCUAAUUCCGUCUCGCCGCAAGAAAUGCCCGGGGUGGUGCUGCAGAACGGGCGGAGAGUGACUGUGCCAGGCGUUAGCGUCCAUGCUGCAACCGACGUUGAACAUAUCAAUGGGAAGGCUAUCUUCAUAGUGGGCUUCGAUGGUCCAGACGACCCAUUCAAUCCGAAGAACUGGCCUGUGAGACAGAAGUGGACGACAUUGGGUAUAGUUGGCACAACGGGUUUCCUUGUGGGGUGGGCAUCUUCCAUCGACUCUGGAGUCAUCAAACAGGGAGAAGAGGCGUUCAGGGUCAGUGAAGUGACUGAAUCUCUUGCCACUGCGCUUUAUCUGAUCGCAUUCGGAUUUGGAUCCCUUGUGGCGGCGCCUUUCUCGGAAACUGUGGGACGCAACCCCGUCUACCUAGUAACCUUGUCACUUCUUAUGGUCUUUAUCAUGGCCUCUGGUCUAUCUCCAAAUCUAGGCGCCCAGUUGGCAUUCCGUUUCAUUGCUGGACUGUUCGGAUGCACGCCGCUGACUACAUUCGGCGGGAGUAUGUCCGACAUCUUCGACCUUUUAGAUCGUACCUAUGCCUUUCCGGUGUGCUGUGCGUUGUCUUUUUUGGGGCCUUUUCUCGCCCCGAUGGUCGGUGCGUUCAUUGGUCAAAGCCCAGAUAUCUCCUGGCGCUGGUCAGAGUGGACGUCUCUGAUACUCGCUGGGCUUAUCACGGCAUCCAUCUUCUUUUUUGUGCCCGAGACCUACGGGCCAGUACUUCUGCAAUGGAAGGCUCGCCAACUACGCGCAAUCACCGGCGACCCUCGUUUCAUGGCUGAGAUCGAAUUGCGCCAAACUACCCUACCCAUCCGGUUAAUACAUAGCUGCUCCCGCCCCUUCAAGCUAUUCUUCCAGGAGAUUAUGGUGGCCCUUUUUACGAUGUACUUAGUGGUCGUAUACAUCGUGCUUUUCGGCUUCCUGACAGGUUACGAAUUCAUAUACGGUCGCACGUAUGGCUUUUCACAAGGAUCAGUGGGACUCACGUAUAUUGGAAUGAAUGUGGGGUUUUUGAUUGCACUCGCCAUUGUUCCGCAUGUCUACCUGUCUUAUAAGAGACGGCUUCAAGCAGCCAUCGCUAGCGGCCAACCCAGUCUACCACCCGAAGAGCGACUCUGGUUUGCCAUGUAUGGCGCACCGUGGCUUCCAAUAUCUCUUUUCUGGAUGGGAUGGACCAGUUAUCCGUCCGUCUCGUACUGGUCACCUCUAAUCGCAUCUGUGGCGUUUGGGUUUUCCGUGCAGGGCAUUUUCAUAAGCAGCUAUCAGUAUUUGAUCGAUACGUAUGAGAUAUUUGCUGCUAGUGCUUUAGUGAGCGCGACGUUCAUGCGAUAUAUUGCCGCGGGGGCUAUGGUCAUUGUGUCUAUUCCAAUGUACACUAAUUUGGGUGUUCAUUGGUCGCUUACACUGCUGGGGUGUAUCUCCCUACUGAUGACGCCGGUCCCGUAUGUCUUCUAUAGAUUCGGACAUGCUAUUCGGCGAAGGAGCAAGACUGCUGCAGCGUAA